AGAGCGAUUCGAAUGCAUUGGAUCCGUGUGCUCUCUUAUCGCUCGCGCUGUAGCUACCUUUUUGUCAUACAGUGAUCAUUCUGUGCAGCACUGUUUCAAGUCGAACGCGCCUAGACAGAAGUAGCGGACUUUUACAGCGGACAACUACGACACUAAAAGGGCGGAGCCGAAGGAGGUCACUAUCGUCUUGACAACAUUGGAAACUAUAGGGGGCUGGUCUUAAAAAUUGUGUAACUGAGAUAUAUAACCAACGACUUAUAUAUGUGACUAUUCUGUGUUAAGAACCGUUAAAGACAAUGCGGUAGCGCGUUGUUGUUUUAUGAGGACAGAUUUAUUUAAUAUACUCGGCACCAUUCACCUCUUUUAAUAAAGCGGUGAUAGUGACGCUGGGUUAGGCAGCAAAUUGGAACAGUCUAAAUCUGAUUCGUAAAAAAAAAAACUGUCCGCUAUUUUAAAAACUGAUUGUAUGUGUGUAUGAAACGUUUGUAAUGAUGGGAGUCGGAGCUGAUAACAAAACCGUGAGCACAUCCAGUAAGUUUACACUACAGCCGUCUGAAGAGGAAAAAGAGGAGGUAGAGAUCGACAAGAUGACACCCGGCAGUGCUGAAGCCACGAGGCUGCCAAAAGCUGAACCCCAGGAGACGGAGACAAGAGAAAUGUGGGGUCGGCGCCUGGAGUUCGUGCUCGCCACCAUCGGUUAUGCUGUGGGGCUGGGAAACGUGUGGCGCUUUCCGUACCUGUGCUACAGGAGCGGGGGAGGUGCUUUCUUGAUUCCCUACAUGAUCAUGUUGUUUCUCUGUGGUAUCCCACUGCUGUUCAUGGAGUUCACUGUUGGGCAGUACACCCGUCUGGGGCCGGUCCACGCUCUGGCUAAAAUAUGUCCCCUUUUCAAAGGUGUGGGUCUUGCCACAGUGGUGAUUUCUUACGUGCUCUGCACCUACUACAAUGUGCUCAUGACCUGGGCUCUCUACUACCUGCUUCACUCCUUCAGCCCCUCAUUGCCGUGGCAAUCCUGCAACAACACAUGGAAUGAAGUUGGCAACUGUUCCACCGGUUUUCCUGGCAAUGCCACACAUCUGAAAUCCGCCAGUCAACAGUUCUUUGAUCAUAAGGUGCUAGAAAUGACCGCAGGGAUUGAGCAUGCUGGAGGGAUUCGUUGGGAACUCUUUGGUCUUCUAGUUCUGGCCUGGGCCAUUGUUUAUUUCUGUAUCUUUAAAGGGGUCAAAUCCACUGGAAAGGUUGUGUACUUUACUGCCACAUUCCCUUAUUUCAUACUGUUUGCAUUGCUGAUUAAUAAUGUUCAAUUGCCUGGAGCAAAAGAUGGUAUCCUCUUCUUCCUCAUGCCGAACUGGAGUAAACUCUUGGAAGUCCAGGUGUGGGUCAAUGCUGCUGCUCAGAUCUUCAACUCUAUUGGCAUUUCCUUUGGUUCUAUGAUAUCCAUGGCCAGUUACAACAAGUUCAACAACAACAUCCUCAGGGACACAUUUAUCGUCUGUCUGGCUAAUUCAGCCACUAGUAUCGUGGCUGGGUUUGUCAUUUUCUCUGCCAUUGGGUACAUGGCCCACAUUCACAACCUCCCUGUAGAUGACAUUGCCACUGAUGGGCCUGGUCUGGUGUUUGUGGUGUAUCCUGAAGUUUUCUCCACUAUGCCAAUCUCUCAGCUCUGGGCUCCUCUGUUUUUCAUCAUGUUACUGUGCCUGGGACUGGACAGUCAGUUUGCCAUGGUGGAGGUGGCUGUGACGUUCAUCAUGGACGGAUUUGGCAAGAAAAUAUUGCCCGUUUUUAAGAGAAAGGAGCUGAUCGUUCUGGCAGUGUGCAGCUUUGGGUUUCUGCUGGGGAUUCCUCAUAUUACUAGGGGUGGGAUAUAUGUGUUUCAGCUGAUGGAUCACUACACAGCUGUGGUGUCUCUAAUGUUUCUGGCCUUCUUCGAGGUGCUCGCCAUCACUCUCAUAUUUGGAGUGAGACGGCUCAGUAUAAUGGUGGAGAAUAUGCUGGGAAAGAAACCAAACCUCUUCUUCCGUGUUUGUUGGCAGUUCCUGUCACCCAUGCUUGUGCUGGGUAUUCUGAUCUCCAGUAUUUUUCAGUAUACUCCAGCUCGAUACGGUAAGUCUUACAAAUACCCGUUCUGGGCAGAGGUGGUGGGCUGGUUCAUCUCUCUCUUCUCCAUCAUCUGGAUUCCACUUGGGGCUCUACAUGAGCUUUGGACCACAGAAGGGUCUCUGCUACAGAGGUUGAAAAAGUCCAUAACACCAACUGUAGAUCUGGAGUCUGUUUCAGAGAAGCCAUCUGCUGAGUCCAUAGCGCUGUUCACGGUUGCUUAGACGCUAUUGUUUGUGGUAUUAUUGUUUUUGGUAUGUUUACUCAUUAGAAGUACAAAGUAGCUUUGCUUAAACUGUAAAAACUAUCAUUUUAUGUUUUAUUAGUGUUCAUAUUCUAUUUAUUGCAUUUGAGAUUAAUGCUGAAAAGAACAAACACCAAAAAGGUCCCAGAAUUACAAUUUUGCAUUAAUACUGAUGAAAAUCUGUUUUUUAUUGCCUAAUUGAAUAACUGUAUUACAUGUAUUUAUUUGAUUGUCUGACAGAUGUUGUUUUUUUAUGUAAAAAGAUUAAGAGAAUUUAUUCAUAUUUUUCUUCAGGAAAAGAAAAAUGUAAAAUAUAUGAUGAUUUAAUGAGAGAGAAAUUACAAGAUUUUGGUUUUCUCCGUUAUUUAAACUUUAAAAUAAUUAUUCACUGAGCUUGAAAUUUGAUGGAAUAUAUCUUUUCACACACUGAGCUGAAUGACUGACGAACCUUUGAAUUUUAAACAGUUCAAAAAUGGAUGCCAAUGCACUUACAAAUGCCUGUUUUCAUGAAACUCAAAUGUCAACAUCAAUUUAUUGUGGGUGCAACAGCAUUCACUCUCAUGGGCUUUAACUCAUUCAGAU
Molecule: messenger RNA, 2923 nt
Organism: Carassius gibelio (silver crucian carp)
Lineage: Eukaryota; Metazoa; Chordata; Actinopteri; Cypriniformes; Cyprinidae
Exons: 13
Coding region: 489-2321 (610 amino acids)
Biological process (GO): sodium ion transmembrane transport
Cellular component (GO): membrane
Source: RefSeq, a predicted model, not a curated record